Messenger RNA from Phytophthora nicotianae INRA-310, 228 nucleotides. RefSeq lists its product as hypothetical. The transcript is spliced from 2 exons. NCBI's taxonomy places the organism in Eukaryota, Oomycota, Peronosporomycetes, Peronosporales, Peronosporaceae. The record is from RefSeq and is a predicted model, not a curated record. The coding region runs from base 1 to 228 and encodes 75 amino acids.
AUGAGCGAGACAAAAACUCUCAAACGAUCGUUUCAACGAUGGAGCACAAUUGAGAUACUGGAGAACAUACUAGGUGAAAAAGAUGCGAAGAUCUCAUCGCCGGCCGUCACAACUAAGCCGAAAGACAAUUCACAAGUAUUUCAACGGAUAACCAGGGGAGCAGGCGAGCUUUAUGCUGACGUGGACAACCUCAUUAUCGAAAAGGGUUUCUCUGAUGUCGUAUCCUGA